Messenger RNA from Pteropus alecto (black flying fox), 1245 nucleotides. Its product is annotated as retinol dehydrogenase 16. The record is from RefSeq and is a predicted model, not a curated record. Lineage: Eukaryota; Metazoa; Chordata; Mammalia; Chiroptera; Pteropodidae.
AUGCACUUCUGUGGAGGUGACUCGGCCCUGGGAAUUCUGGGAAAUUUCUUUAGCGAGGGAGAAGUCCUCUUCGUGGAGGCUGAGAGAAGCAUGGAACGAUCUGGGGAGGGGUUUGAGAAAGGGACGGUGAAUUGUCUUUGCUUCCCAGCCCUUGUCCUUCCACAAGAUGAAGGACAACCAUUUCCUCUCUAUGAUUUCCCCGAGAGAGUGGGUAUAUGGGAUGUGAGUGUGUGUGUGCGCAAUGUUCGUCUAAGGACGAGGAAGCAUGGAGAGACUGAUAGAGACUGGAAGGCCCCAGCCACAUGGCUGUACCUGGCAACUAUCAUGGGCCUGUACUACUUUUUGCACUGGUGGGAGAUGCAGGUGGUGAGCCACUUCCGAGACAAGUACGUCUUCAUCACAGGCUGUGACUUGGGCUUCGGGAACCUGUUGGCCAGGCAGCUAGACUUGCGAGGCCUGAGGGUCCUGGCUGCGUGUCUGACGGAGAAGGAGGCUGAGCAGCUGAGGGGCCAGACGUCAGACAGGCUGGAGAUGGUGGUCCUGGAUGUCAUCAAGACAGACAUCGCUGUGGCCACCCAGUGGGUGAAGGAGAGCACGGUGACAGAGGUGCUGUGGGGGCUGGUGAAUAACGCUGGCAUCUCUGUGUCCGCAGCACUCAAUGAGUGGCUGACCAAACAGAAUUUUGUGAAGAUACUUGACAUGAACCUGUUGGGGGUGAGUAAGGUGACCCUGAAUCUGCUGCUCCUCGUGAGGAAGGCGAGGGGCCAUGUGGUCAAAGUCUCCAGUGUCAUGGGCAGGUUGAGCAUUUUUGGUGGAGGCUAUUGCAUCUCCAAGUAUAGACUCGAGGCCUCCUCUGAUUCCCUCAGGAGGGAGUUCUUCUACUUUGGGGUGAAGGUGGCCAUCAUCAAGCCAGGUUACUUCAAGACUGCUAUGACCAGUAUUGACAUGAUUUCUAGGAGCUUCCAGAAGGCAUGGGAUUGGGCCAGCCCAGAAGUUAAGGAGUCCUAUGGGGAGCAGUUUCCGGCAUCCAGCAUACAAUCAUUUGGAUAAUUGGAGAAACAGUGCACACAACAUAUGGUCUUGGUGAUGGUCAUGGAACAUGCCCUGACUGCCUGCCAUCCCUGUACCCAAUACUCACCUGGCUGGUACGCCAAGCUCAUCUACCUCCCCAUGAACUACAUGACCACCUUCCUGGUGGUCACUGUGAUAUACUGGGUUACUCCACAGACUACCAAGGCCCUGUGA